Molecule: messenger RNA, 2388 nt
Organism: Dermacentor albipictus
Lineage: Eukaryota; Metazoa; Arthropoda; Arachnida; Ixodida; Ixodidae
Product: presenilin-1-like
Biological process (GO): amyloid-beta metabolic process; membrane protein ectodomain proteolysis; protein processing
Cellular component (GO): lysosomal membrane; perinuclear region of cytoplasm; dendritic shaft
Molecular function (GO): aspartic endopeptidase activity, intramembrane cleaving
Source: RefSeq, a predicted model, not a curated record
CGGUGCAAGGGCAGUUGCUGUCGUGUAGUCUGGAGGGGAGGGGCCUAUCAGGAACGGAUCGCUGAUUUCUGCGGUUUUGGUGUCGGUGAUGCCUUCGUCGUUGUUGUGGUAGGGAUCGACGAUGUCUGCGACGAAUCCUCCAGAUGGGUUCCCAUCUCCAGACCCGGGAGCACCGCGGACAUCUCCAGGUGGUGUGUCGGAUCUGCCAGCAGCCGCUCUCGUCUCAGCAGAAACGUCGCGGUCAUCAUCAAGCGGCGUCAUCGGGAGGCAAGAAGAUAAAGAAGGUUAAGAAAGCCAGAAGCUAUUCGCCAGCGUCUUGCGCCAGUCUCCAGUACGGAAUGUCGGGAAGCGUCGAAAAAGCGGAGGAUGUGGAGGCUGCGGAGGCACCAGAAGGGAAUCCUGGGUUGUCCUCGCCCGCUGACCCCGCUUCAUUGGCCAUGGCCGAAAUUGACGUGGAGCUAGUCCGAAAACUUCUGCUGCAGCUGUACGAGCAUCUUAUGCGCCAGGUCAUCACGCUCAUCGUGGCCGUCUCCAUCUGCAUGCUGAGCGUGAGCGUUCUGACGCGCGUACUCCAGCAGAGCCACAACGACUACCUGCAGAUGGGCUACAUUCGCUUUCCGGAGGACGCUGCAGGCGCGGAGACCGUCGUGCUUAUGAACUCGUUCGGGAAUGCCUUCAGCUUCCUCGUGAUGAUCGUGAUCGUCAACUGCGCCUUGGUGCUGCUAUACAAGAGGGGCCACUACAACAUCAUCAAGGCCUGGAUGAUAACUGGAAGCGGCGUGCUGCUCUUCCUGACGGGCUACUAUUACCUGGGCCGACUGGCCUUUUACUUCAACGCGCCGCUGGACCACCUGACGUGUUCGCUGUUCAUAUGGAACGUGGGCGUGACCGGCAUCACGUCGCUGUACCACGACGGGCCGUUCCUGAUGCAGCAGGGCUACCUCGUGUACAUAUCUGUGCUCAUGGCCGUGACGCUGGAGGAGUCCUUCCCCGAGUGGACGUCGUGGAUCCUCCUGGUGCUCGUCUCCGUGUGGGACAUAUUCGCCGUGCUCUGCGUCCUGGGCCCGCUCCGGAUCCUGCUCGAGACGGCCAAGGAGCGAAACGAGCCGCUCUUCCCGGCUCUCGUGUUCUCCACGUCCUCCGCGUGGUGCUACGCCAUCGGCGCCCGCUCGUCCCUCGACACUGCUGCCGGCUCGAAUCACUCGCUCGCCGACAAGGAGCUCCUGCCCACGGAUUCGGCGUCCGAUCCUCCAAAUCGGAGGGCAACGCUGACUUCCCAGUGCGCCGAUCGCACGAGCAAAGUAGCGGCUUCGAUUCGCUCCUGCCUCGAGGCGGCUGCGGACGACUCGCGGUUGGCCUCCACCUUCCGGGAGCGCUCGACGGCUUCGCCGAAGAAAGAAGACAACUUGCUCCAAUUUAGCGGUCCAAAGGAAGCCAACAAUCAGCCCAGUUCGACUGAUAAGGCGCGAGGAUGUCGGAACGAGUUGGAUGCGGAGACCUCCACCGGGUCGACUGCGAAUUCCGCGGCCGCCGGUUCUGUCGUCCCGGAGAAUCGCGGAGAGUCGCCCGCGGCACGGCCGCACCGGUGCCGCGAAGAUGGCGUCGCCGCAGACAGGGAGGACGCUCCGUUGCCGCUGUUGCCUCCCACCGCAGGCGUUCACAGGUGCCGCCACCACGGCAGAGCCCACCGGCGCCAGGCGGAGCGUCAAUUGCGGGACGACAUGCCGGGCAACCAGGGAAUGAAGAUGGGCCUGGGAGACUUCAUCUUCUACAGCGUGCUCGUGGGCAAGGCGUCGCGACACGGCACCGCGCUGACGGUGGUCGCCUGCUACGUGGCCGUAAUCGUGGGCAUCCUGCUCACCCUCUCCCUGCUGCUGUAUUUUCAGAAGCCGCUGCCCGCGUUGCCGUUCUCGAUCGGCCUGGGUAUCGCGGCCUACUUUUCCAGCUUUUAUCUCGCAGAACCUUUCAUCGAUGUCGUGGACGGGACCGUUUUCUAACCAAAGCGGUCGCUGUCAGCUGUGGCGGCCAAGUUGCCUUUUUUUUAAUAGAGAAUAGCAGUGAGAUAGAUAUACGAUCAAGUUAAGCAGUAAACCAUGAACGACCUCAAUUUUUGUCAUUCUUUGUUGUAAAAGGGGAGCCCUUAAGGCGUUCACGGUGCGCGAAGUUAUCGUUUGCUAUUUAUAAGCUUCUUAUUUGUGUUCAGAAUAUUCAUUUUCUGAAAUGGCAUAGGUAUAGCUGGGCUAACGUUAAAUAAGAUCGUAAGUCGCAUGGUCAACGCGAGGUUUCAAAAGGUGAAAGCUUUUGUUUGUCACGCUCAGUGUUCUCAAAGACCAUGCAUGCGCCAUCAUUGGCAGGUAUUAGCUAGCCUCUGUAGAGUCUAGAAAGCGA